GGCUGGGCGGGCACGCCCCCUGCCCGCGGCCCCCUCCCGCCUGUGGCCGCGGCUCGGCUCGCUCGCUCGCUCCCCGGGGCAGAGGGCCGGAGCGAGAAGAUGGCGAAGACCUACGACUAUCUCUUCAAGCUGCUGCUCAUCGGCGACUCGGGCGUGGGCAAGACCUGCCUCCUGUUCCGCUUCUCCGAGGACGCUUUCAACACCACCUUCAUCUCCACCAUCGGAAUUGAUUUUAAAAUCAGAACAAUAGAACUGGAUGGCAAGAAAAUAAAGCUUCAGAUAUGGGACACAGCCGGCCAGGAGAGAUUCCGCACCAUCACAACCGCGUACUACAGGGGAGCCAUGGGGAUUAUGCUGGUCUAUGACAUCACAAAUGAAAAGUCCUUCGACAAUAUUAAAAACUGGAUCAGAAACAUCGAAGAGCACGCUUCUUCAGAUGUUGAAAGAAUGAUCCUGGGUAACAAGUGUGAUAUGAAUGACAAAAGACAAGUGUCCAAAGAAAGAGGAGAGAAGUUAGCCAUUGACUAUGGGAUUAAAUUCUUGGAGACGAGCGCGAAGUCCAGUACAAACGUAGAAGAGGCAUUUUAUACACUUGCACGAGAUAUAAUGACAAAACUCAACAGAAAAAUGAACGACAGCAAUUCGUCAGGGGCAGGUGGGCCAGUGAAAAUUACAGAAAACCGAUCAAAGAAGACCAGCUUCUUCCGCUGCUCGCUGCUUUGAUGAACUCUUUUUCUAAGAGACUGCAGGACCCUCUCUUGCUUCUCUGAAAGCACAGGUCACCCAGCCUCCGACUCUUCCUGCCCGGCUGCUGCGGAGAGCACCAUGCCCCCCAGACCUCUGGACACAGACUCCCAGUGGACGCCAGCCCCCUGGCCAGCACCAUCCCAGGCUCCUUUUCUCCAACAUGGAAGCAGUGGUGUGGAGAGACAUGCAGGACCUGUCCUCUUUUUCCUUUGUUGCAGAACUUGCUAGCUUUCUUUCUCACUGCACAGCAGUGCUAACCUUUUUCCGACUUACUGCGAAAUCUGAGGCUCACAAGUGCACAUUUUUGUCCCAUAAACUUCUGGACAAAUGUGUGCAUUGGGGGUGGAGGUUUACAAAUAAGAGCGAGGGCACUGAAAGUAGAGAUUAACCUGUUUGGUCCGGUUCUCUGGGCCAACUGCCAUUGCACCCACAGCAUUUAUUUACACGCCCUGAUGUGUAGUUUUCUCCACUAAGAGUCAAAUUCUCUUCAGAUCUUUCUCAAAAAGAAAAAAAAAAAAUAACCAUCUCGUCAUCAGAGGCCACACGUUCUUGAUUUCUUCAUCCUUCAGUUGUUUGCCAGAGACUCUGGUUAGUGGAAGUCACCUCAGUCUCCUUUCGCCUGGGGUCCGUCUCACUCUACCUGCCCUUUCUUUUGACCUGUUAUAACCACUCAGUUAUCUACCUAAGACACAGCAGAUCUGAACCUCCUUGUCUGCUUCUCGUUGUGAACUUUUGAGCUGAAAUUUGGCAUAAGCAGCUAGAUGGCCUUUUAUCUCAGCACCCAGUCGUGCUUAUUUUUUUGUCAUGCCAAGUACUCCUUAGCUUGUUGGUUUAGUCUGAAUGCCUCGCUCCUGCCAUCAUCUCUUGUCUGUAAGAGCUAACAAAGAGUUAGUUUUUAGUUUGCAGGAAGCUAACCAGAAGGGAGAGUGACAGGUUGCUAUAAAUUUAAUAAAGAUAGCUCUUGAUGAUUAUAACAUGAGAAUUUGGUUCUGCCUUAUUGAUUCUGUUGUUGUUGUUUUAUAAGAGUAACUAGACCCAUGCAGCCUCUAGGAAGAAUGUCGCUUUCUCACUAGAGAAAGUCUGCUGGAGGUUUCAGUUUGGAAAUAGCUGUUGUUGAGUGUGUGAGCCCAGCUCCAUCUGUUCAGGUUCAUUGUUACAGAACUUGGUCCAGUCAUUUGGACUGAAGCCAGCCAAACGCUUAGCUGCCUUUCUCACCAAACUGCUACUGGUGGUCCUUAUGUAUAUGAUGCUAUCACAAAAGGGGAAAGGGAAAAAAAAAGAACUUAGUGCUAACUUAUGUGCCAAAUUCAGAUUUUUCUGUCGCUGCUGUUACUCUGGCCUUCUGACACAGAAAGGAACAACAAAGAGGUGACCAGGGAAAUGAAUUCUGUUCACAACUAUCCUUCCUGUUUCCCUGCUUUGUUCUGUAAAGGUCACCAUCAGGCUUGAUCGACAGUGGAAACGUAUUGCUUAUUACUGUAGGGAUUUCUGCUUCAAAUUAAGGUCUUGUUGGAAUCCACUGUUGCUUGGACCAGCUAACGUAGACCAUCUGUUUGAAAACUUCUGCAUAGUUGAGAGGCAACAAAGUACUGGGCUCUCUCUCUCUCUCUCUCUCUCUCUCCCUUCCUCCCUCCCUCCCUCCCCUCCCUCUCUCUCUCCAACAGACACACAAAACUUGUUGCUGAUAAAUUUCAGCCUCCUUGAUUGUCUGACUUCCCUGUAGGUUUACAGACAUCUGUUGGUGUUCUAGUAAGACCGGCAGUUCUUUGUUUAACAGUUGAUUGUAAGUCUACCAUGUUAGAGUUAGGUCCACCUUUAGCAAAGGAAAGUGAAUUUCUUAGAAGCAUGUUAUCUUUACUCACUCUCAGAAAAAGAUCCAAGCAGCUAGACUUUCUGAACAGGAACAAAGUGAUUUCUCAAAAGGCAAGUGCUAUGGUGCCGUGUGUGAAUGUAGCCCUCUUAGUAACUAACCUCUGACUGCUCGGUCUCUUAACCCUUUGGUUUAUAUCUCAGGGGCUGUCUGCAAACCAAAACUGACAUAUUCUGUGGUUAGCUUUUUUUUUUUU
Messenger RNA from Erinaceus europaeus (western European hedgehog), 2813 nucleotides. RefSeq names its product RAB8B, member RAS oncogene family (gene RAB8B). Gene Ontology annotation, molecular function: GTP binding; GTPase activity. Gene Ontology annotation, cellular component: trans-Golgi network transport vesicle; endosome; synaptic vesicle. The record is from RefSeq and is a predicted model, not a curated record. Lineage: Eukaryota; Metazoa; Chordata; Mammalia; Eulipotyphla; Erinaceidae. The coding region runs from base 100 to 723 and encodes 207 amino acids. The transcript has 8 exons. Gene Ontology annotation, biological process: regulation of exocytosis; cellular response to insulin stimulus; Golgi vesicle fusion to target membrane.